This is a messenger RNA of Oncorhynchus keta (chum salmon), 966 nucleotides long. RefSeq lists its product as uncharacterized. NCBI's taxonomy places the organism in Eukaryota, Metazoa, Chordata, Actinopteri, Salmoniformes, Salmonidae. The record is from RefSeq and is a predicted model, not a curated record. Bases 113 to 613 code for a protein of 166 amino acids. The transcript has 2 exons.
ACAAGCCACCCCAGUCAACCAGUUCCUUAACAACCCUUGAGUAGAGCGGACAGACUACCCAGAGGACAGACAUAUAGACAGAGACCAACAGAGACAGUGAGAGGGACAGAAUAUGCUCUUCCUAGCCCUUUUCCUGGGCAUCAUGCUCUGCACAGCACAAGGUGACAAAGAACCCCCUGCCAGUGAACCAGUUGGCAUGACCAUGGGGGACCUUAAACCAGUCUUCCUCCCAGCCAACCCAGAGUUCAGUCAGGCUCCCCCAGACCCGGUGGUAGCCCCUACGCCUCUAUGCUGUGGAGUGGAUGAGCUGAAACAGUUACUCUCCCAACAUACCCGGGACCAGCGAGAAGCUGCUACCUGGAAAGGAGAGGUGGUCAAGGCGCUGUCUCAGCUGGUCCAGGAGCACAGAGAGGUGUCCAGUGGCCAGAGGGAGGUCAUCAACCUUCUGAAAGCCAUGAAGGACCAGGGAGCUCAGCACCUGAAUAACCUGCAGAACCUGGGCAGACACCAGAGUCUUCUGGUGGAGAACCACCAGGCCCUGCUGCUGCAGGUGUCCCGCAUCUCCACCCACCUCCAGGACCUGGCCAAGAAACCCAACGCUGCCAGCCAAUGACAUGCUAAAAUCUUAACCUGCAUGAGACAGGCUGUCCAAUCAGGAGGAAUAAGCUUCAUAACAAACUAAGCAGCAGUUCAAUCCAGUUUCAGAUUGUGGGCAAUAACAUGCUACUAAACCAAAUUUGGUCAAUAAGGCAUACAAUAUAUAAUGCAUUGAUCAAGUCAAUUUGCUUGUAUGGAUUUAACAAUUAACUGAUGAACCAAUCACAGUCUGAUAUCCCAAUACUAAAUCACAUUAUCUGAUUUGUUUAUUUUUUACUGUUUUAGAUUAUAACAUCCAUGAUUGAUUACCAAUGUAUAGUAUCACUCUCUGAAUCGCCUAAAAACCAAAUAAACAGAUUCAAAAUAACA